Molecule: messenger RNA, 1460 nt
Organism: Nematolebias whitei (Rio pearlfish)
Lineage: Eukaryota; Metazoa; Chordata; Actinopteri; Cyprinodontiformes; Rivulidae
Product: mitochondrial poly(A) polymerase
Exons: 5
Coding region: 210-977 (255 amino acids)
Cellular component (GO): mitochondrion
Molecular function (GO): poly(A) RNA polymerase activity
Source: RefSeq, a predicted model, not a curated record
GUGUUGCUUCUUUAUUUGAAUUGGCCACUAUCCCAAGUAUCAGCCAUGAAUCCUUGGUGCCUUUCAAAUCUAGACUUCUGUCAUUCAAAAAUCUCAGCUCAUUGAACUCGUGGAACCAAGAAAGGAGCCAACUGUGUCAGCCUCAAACCACUAUUUCCUCCAAUGAGCUCAUCCAUAGGCUGUCCAGUGAGGAGAGUGUAGAGCAGCAGAUGGUCUCACUGACUAAGGCCUUUCAGCUCACAGAGGAAAACAGCAGACUGCGUUUCCUUGUUUGCUCUCUCCUCAAGGACAUAGCAGUUGCUUAUUUUCCAGAAUGCACCAUCAGGCCAUUUGGCUCGUCUGUGAAUGGCUUUGGGAAGCUCGGCUGUGACCUAGACAUGUUCCUUGAUCUGGACAGCAUCAGUGGGAGGAACGUAAAAAUGCCUAAAUCCGGUUUCUCCCUGGAGUACCAGAUGAAGCGGGUCAAUUCGGAGCGAGCCAUCACUCAAAGCGUCCUGUCUGUUAUUGGGGAAUGCGUGGAUCAGUUUGGGCCUGGAUGUGUAGGGGUGCAGAAGAUUCUGAAUGCUCGAUGCCCACUCGUCCGAUUUUCCCAUCAACCCUCUGGUUUCCAGUGUGACCUCACAGCCAACAACAGGGUGGCAAUGAAGAGCACAGAGCUACUGUACCUGUAUGGAGGGCUGGACACACGGGUGCGCAGUCUGGUGUUUACCAUCCGGUGUUGGGCCAGGUCUCACGGCAUCACCAGCAGCAUACCAGGAGCCUGGAUCACUAACUUCUCCCUCACAGUCAUGGUGUUGUUCUUCCUGCAGAAGCGAAGCCCUCCCGUUAUCCCCACACUGGACCACCUCCGGGACCUUGCAGGCCCUGAAGACAAGAGCAUGAUUGAGGGGAGCGACUGCACGUUUGUCAGCGACUUCAGCAAGAUCCAGCUUCAGAGCAACAUGGAGACACUGGGUGAUUACGAGUACCAAAAAUGAAGGCUGCAGGGCCAGAGUUCAGUUUGAUGACAAUGGCGGUUUUAUUUAUAGUGCACAUUUCACUGCAGGCACAGUGCUGUAAUGUAAUGUAUUGAAAUUGUAAUGAAAUGUAUUCACCCCCAUACAGAUUUCCUCUUUUUGCAUUUUUGUUGCACAUACACUUUUUUGAUAAUCAAUCAGAAAAAGAUAACCUGAAUAAAUACAAAUGGCAGUUUUUUUAAAUUAUGUUUUCAUUUUCUGGCCCUAUGUGAAAAAGUAAUUUCCAUCUAAGCCUAAUAACUGCUUGUGCCACUCUUGGUGAAAACUGCAAUCAAGCAUCAGUGUUAACUUGACUUUGAGUCUUUAUUUGUUGCUGCACUUUGUCCUGCGGCAGACAAGUGAGCUUGAGCUUAAGGUGAGGAACUGAUUGUUGACGUUCUCCUGUAGGAUUUUUAGCUAGAGAGCAGAAUGCAACAUUUCCUUCCCCUUGUCCUGUCCGGCAUU